UCACCAUGCUGCUGCUGCCGCUGCUGCUCCUGGCGCUGGUGUCCGCGGCUCGUAGCAUUGUGCUGCCGCCGCCAGCGCCGGGCGACAACCCCGCCGCCAUGGUGCUCGUGCAGGGCGCUGAUGUCUACCCGGAGCAGUACAAGGAGCUCGGCCUGGCCAUCCAGAACGCCACUGACUCGCCACUGUGGGUCGGCAUCGCGGAGGGCUUCCUGAACAACUUUCCGAACCCGCUGCAGAUCAGCGCCGUCAUCUCGACCGUCAUGCAGGACCUGAAAGAGGCCGGCAUGCCGGAAGAAGUCGACGUGUUCAUAGCCGCCCACAGCCUGGGCGGAGUUGUCGUGCAGGGAUACGUGGUCUCCAACGCGGCAUCUCUGCGGGGCUUGAUGCUGUUCGGCUCGUACCUGACGAACCGGCCCCUGGCCGAGUUUCCGCUGCCCGUGCUCCACCUGAGCGGCACGCUGGACGGCGGCCAGGCGCGCCCCACCCGCAUGGCCGACACCUACGCCGAGCUCAUGGCGAUGGAGCCCGAGCACGACUGGGCGCCGCUGUUGAAGCCGGUCAUUCUGCUGGAGGGCGUCGACCACGCCCACUUCUUCACCGGCGACAUUCCACCAAGCGUGGCCGAGCACGACAUCCUCUCCGAGCUAGACGCCGACGCCGCGCGCCAGAUGCUCGCCGGACGCUGCGCCGCCUUCGUCGCGCUGGUGCAGAACCGCACGCUGGCCGAGGACAGUCGCACCAUGCUGCGCACCGAUUAUAAUGCGACGGGGGCGUUUCUGGCGCCGCUGUACGAGCUGCAGCGUCAGGAGGCGGACGGCGAGCGCUCGGAGUGGGCGGCGACGGCCCAGCGGUACCUGCUAAACGUGGCGAACGAGUCGGUGACGGUGGCGAUCGAGAGCAGCCACGAGCCCGACCUGUCCACGUUGGAGCAUCAGCACACGACAGUGAACGCCACCGGCGAUACCUCGGCGAACAUCUCCAUCUUCUCGUCUGUGGAGCAUCCGCUGGACCCGGUGGACGCCUCGCCCAACUCGCAUACCAGCUCCGAGAUCGCCGUCAAGAUGGUCUCGCAGGAGCUGGUCGCCUCCGUCUUGCCGGCCGGCACGUUCGGGCCGCGCCGUUCCUGCCGCGACGCCAACCAGCUGGCACUGGACACGGCGCUGGCGGCGGCACCCGACACCGCCAGGGAGCGCUUCAGCCGGCGCGGCCACCCUGCCGUCCUGCUGGACGACCACAUGGCGCUUAUCGGACCGCUCUGGGUGCAGGAGCGGCUGCGGCUCACCUACGGCACGGACGGCGUGCAGGUGCAGUCGGUGGCCAUCGAGACGGCCGUCGACUCGCCCUUCUUCCCCGGCAACCACUACUGCAAACUGCUGUCGCCGUCGCGGGCGCUCGAGUACGUGCUGAUUGACGGUCUGCGGGGCACGCAGCCGUGAGGCGGUGCCAGCAUCGCGUGCAUUGCAGGUCAAACGGGUCGUGUUUUGCGAGAGACGAGGCGUCAUCUGAAACAGUCAUUUCCGUGGCGUGAUGUACCCAGCUGCGUCAUGUGUUAAAUUUUGUGGAGAUAGUACAAUAUGCAUACAUGAACGUGUGUGGAAUGAAAAGUAGUCUUGUCUGCUCAUGUCGGUCACAUAAAAGAAUCAAAUAAAAUAUUUGCUAUGAACCCGGUACCCAGGGAUAAAUAA
Molecule: messenger RNA, 1685 nt
Organism: Pollicipes pollicipes
Lineage: Eukaryota; Metazoa; Arthropoda; Thecostraca; Pollicipedomorpha; Pollicipedidae
Exons: 5
Coding region: 6-1436 (476 amino acids)
Molecular function (GO): hydrolase activity
Source: RefSeq, a predicted model, not a curated record